Molecule: messenger RNA, 1416 nt
Organism: Metarhizium album ARSEF 1941
Lineage: Eukaryota; Fungi; Ascomycota; Sordariomycetes; Hypocreales; Clavicipitaceae
Product: Zn(2)-C6 fungal-type DNA-binding domain protein
Exons: 1
Coding region: 1-1416 (471 amino acids)
Biological process (GO): regulation of transcription by RNA polymerase II
Molecular function (GO): zinc ion binding; DNA-binding transcription activator activity, RNA polymerase II-specific
Source: RefSeq, a predicted model, not a curated record
AUGUCUCAAUCCCUCGGCACCAGCCCGCACCGGCAGCAGCUCAAGCCGCAUCGCAGAUCACACAGAAAGUCACGAAACGGCUGUGUUGAAUGCAAGCGCCGCCACAUACGGUGCGACGAGCGACGUCCCGCCUGUGCAAACUGCACAAUCGCAGAGCGCGCCUGCGUAUUCCCUCCUCCCGUCGAGGACCGGCCAUCAAAGACGAAGUCGUCGUCGUCGUCACCUCUGCAUCUGCAUUCGCCGCGGGGGCAGUCACCCUCACACCCCCCGACGUACACUCUGGCCGACCACCAGCGUCGGUCGACGACGGCGUGGGAUUCAAGCCGUGCUCCGACACCGCGGACGCAGUCCCCUCCAACGACGUCCGAGCCUUCGCCUUCGCCUCUGCCGUCGUUUGGCGAGUCGUUUCCACAGCCCUACGACUCGCCUUCCCCAGAUGCUCCGCUCUUCACGGCAGACCAUCUCUCCCUCCUGUACCACAUCACCCUCACCAAGGACAGCUUCCUCAUGGCCCCCGACCAGGGCACAGAUGUCGUUGAGAUCGCCAUCCGCCUCGCCUCCUCCCACCCGUAUCUCAUCGACGAGGUGCUCGCCCUCGCUGCCCUCCACAAAGCAACGACUGCCUCGCCAUCCGACUCGGCACACCUCCUCCACGUGGCCACCCAACUUCAAACCCGCGCCAUCAGGCGCUUCACCAGGCUCUCGUCCACACUGCCGCCCGAGGACAUGGCCUCCUCCAUCCCCCGCUUCCUCUUCGCGGCCACCCUGUCGCUCCACGACCUCGCAGACACCCUGUCCUCCGUCCGGACCCUCCACCACUCCCAGUUCCCCGUCUUUGUGAACCGCUUCGUCGACUGCUUCCGCAUCCACCACGGCGUCCGCGCCGUGAUACGGCCCACGUGGCAGCACCUGCUCACCUCAGAACUGGAACCUCUCCUCAGAGUCACCGAGAGAACAGGCACGGAGACGGACUACGAACCAGCCGUCGGAAAAGACUCCUCAAGGGGCCACGAAUGCCGCCCGCUCCACGACCUCCUGGCCUCCUCCGACCUCGGCCCGGCCACGGUCACCGCCUGCCGAGGCGCAGUCGACCGGCUGCAAUGGGCCUUUGACUUGUACAGGGACCUGUCCACCCCGGCGGCCGGGCCACACGCCACUUCGGCCUUUUCCGUCACGGUGGGCACCGACUACGUCGACGUGCUGAGGAGGCUGCAGCCCGAGGCGGUGGCCGUGCUCGCGUACUACGGGGUGCUGCUGCAUCAGUGCAGGCACUUUUGGAUUUUCGGCAACGCGGGCGCCUUUGUCGUGAGGGCCAUCGCCCGGAAUCUGGGUACCUACUGGCACCAGGUCAUGGCCUGGCCGUUGAGCAUGAUAGAGGAAGCCGCGGACGAGCGAGCAGACGCACCCACGCAGUAG